UACAUGCAACUGAUGAAUCACUGAAUUCUACCCCUGAAAAUAAUAAUACACUAUAUGUUAACUAACUUGAAUUUAAAUGAAAUCUAAAAAAGAAAAAAAAAAGAAAGCUAAAAUAAUUCUUCUCAGACAUUUCCUUAGUGGCAGCCAUCAGUGGAAAGAAAGGGAGGGAGAGAGGAGUUCAUCAAUACGGUGUUAGGAAUGACAGUUUUGACCUAUUUCAGUACUAGUUUCAUGACUCUAGUAGGCAAAUUAUACUUACCUUUUCUAGUACCCACCUUCUUCCUUUGGAAAAUGAUGAUGGGUAUCUACUCCAUAAAGAUUUAAGGUUUUUAUAGAGAGAAAAUAUAUAAAGCACAUAGCAUAAUGCUUGGCACACAGAAUGUGCUCAACAGAUGUUAGUUAUCUUCCGUUUUCAUCUUAAUUUUCCUUAUUUAAUUCUGAAAUAAUUUGUAAAUUACUUCCAAGUCACUUUAAAGAAAAGUACUGACCCCAUAAGAAAUAUGCUUAAAAUAGAGAAUGUUCGUCUAUAGUAAGUCAAAAUAAAUGGAAAUGUUUUUCACCUCCCUCAGGUAAAGGAGCUCAAUUUGUUUUCUUCUAACCUGGGUAUGAGUAGCUCAGUCACCAUAUGACAGAAUUCUUUGACUCUGAGUGUUUUUCAUAUUAGAAUAAAAAGUGGAGUAAGUGGUCAUUCUACUUACUUCUAACACCUGCUUUUCAGAAUUCACAUUUGACCUUAAAUAUUUCCCCAAAUAGAUUUUAGCAUAGAGGUGUUAGUGCCAGUGCUUUGUUUAUACAGUUAAAACAUCAAAUUCAGCAAUUUAUUGUGGGUGUGGCGGGGAUUGGAGGGAUUAUUAAAUGACUUAACUUCUACUAAUCAAAAUAUAACUAUAUUUUAGAGAGUAAAAAUAGUAGCUGUAUCACUUGAGUUCAUGAAGACUUAGCUGAUUUUUAAUAAUUAAUACGUUUUUUCUGCCAGUGAGCGUUAGAUUUCUGCUGACUUUUUAGUGUCAUAGUACCUCAUGGUAGUUUCUCUACAGGGUUUAAAGGUGUAUCCCAGUGCUUUUUUGUUUUUUCUGUCCCGUCCAUAGGAAAUAAUCUUUACAAACGCUAUCAGGAGACUACCUCUAGAGAUUCCCACGUGCCAUUAAUAUAUUAUAAGGAUCGGUCAGUUGCAUUGUCUUCUCUUGUCAGUCUUGAUCGGAGCUUGCCGAGUAAGUCUAUAAGCCUGCAUGUGCCUGGCAACUGUUACCUAGUGACAGUUUCAGCUGCAGUAGCCGUUGGCUGUGCUGUUGAUUGGGGCAGGAGGACCGAGUCACCUUUCUGAUGGUGAGUUCUUCUGCACCGGCUCAGGAUGAGGAGGAGGAGCAGGGCUCCGGCUCAGGUGGAGGCAGUGAUACUGAGAGAUUGUGAGGAAUACAGCGACAGCAUCCUGGUAACUGCAUCACAGUAAAUCGGACUUCUGAAUCAAGCAGCCCAGCCUAGCAGCUGAUAAGAGUGAAUGUAGGUGAGAAGCAUUGCCUUAUUCCUGUAAGAAGAGAGAACUAUUUUGUGAUAAGUGAGACUAGGAAUGUACAAGGAGGAAUAUCCUGUGGCUAUUAGAAGACAAGAAAGACUUCCCUGAACGACUUGGUGGUGCACGAGAAAAUAACUUUCAGAAGAAUGCUUUCUAUUAAGCUGCUGCUUUGUUCCCGAAGGAAAUGUUUUUAUUUCUAAUGCGGGUUAUUUCUUCAAGAGGUAUGACAACAAAGACUGACAAGAAACUCUCUGAAAUACCUGUACUUUAAAAAAGAUUUUUGACAAAUGUUCACCUGAUAUCAGAGUGACCUUGGAAGCCUUUUGGAUGGAUUCUGUCCUGCAAGCCUUUCAGUAUUUCAAACUCUAGGAUUUAAACUCAUCUUGAUGCUUUAGAGGUAUUUUAAAAUAAGACCAUCUUAUAACCUACCUAAUGGCCCCUGUGUUAAUUGAACACUUGCUCAAAAUAGAAUACAGAAAUAGAAGAGGCAUUUUUUAAACAUAUGGCUGCUAUAUAACUGCAAAUAUAACAAACAAGGUAAUUUUCCACUUUCAGAAGAUGUAGUUGAGGUAAUGAUCUAAUGUGUUAAUCGUCUGAUGAAAAUAGAAGAGAGAGAGAAAUAUAGACUAUGAAGCCUACUAGAAAUACCUAAGUAAUAAAUAAUGGCAGCAUUUCUGUUCAAAUAAGCUCAGACUAUAUAGGAAAGUUUCUGUUGUCUAAAUUUCAUGUAUAUUUACAUAUGUAUGUGAGAUAGGCGUGGUUGCGAAGGAGAGAAAUAACUCUGAGUUAUGUAUUUUAUGAUCAUGCUCCACUAUAAGGAAGGUAGCAUAUCAGAUAAUGAAAGUUACUUUCAGUUAUUGAUGCUGGAAUUAAUAACAGUUAUUUAUUUUCCCUUUGAAAAGGAAAAAGUAUAAAUUGUUGGUGGUAGCACUAGUAAUUGUAAUGGACUAAAGCUGUUUUCAUCUGAAUGCUUAAAAAAUUGCAUGCAGACUUAAAACUUUAAAGUUUAUCAUCUUUUGCUAGGUGUUAACCCAUUGUAUAUUAUCUUCUCUACUGGAAAUAGGUUUUGUUUCCUCAUGAGAGUUAUAGGGCAAUCUGGAGUUUUUUACCUCUGUUCUGCUCCUUUGUGCCCAAGUAGAGCUGAGUCUUUUAGAAUUAACCUUGUGUGUGUGUUUGUGGGGGGAAGUUAGCUUUUUUGAGAAAGGAGAGAGAAAUAGAUCAUAAAGUCAAUCCACUAGCAUUCAAACCCUGAACUAGCCCAAAGACACUCUUUACUGCAGUGAACUUUUUCUUAGAUUUGCAGCUAGAUCUUAGAUCUUAAUUAUUUAAAUUGUAAAAUAUGAAUCCACUUCUCAUGAUAGAUGAAGCAGGAAGCCUGAGACAAUUUAAGACUUUUUCUUUUUCUCAUUUGUUCUAGUUGAUCCCUAAUAAACUACUUCUCUGAGGAGACCAAACAGCCCACAAAGGCUUUUCUUCCCUUGGCAGUUGGUUUUUUUUUUCUUUUUACAGAUUUAAUUUUUCAUAGUGUAAGGUAAUAAGAAAUCCAUUUUCUCUAGAAGUGCCUGUGUCUUCAGAAAGUUGUUUGAGAGCACCGGAGGAAGCUAAUCAGUGACCUUUUUUCACCUCCUUUCUAGCUUACCUCCCUUUCUCCACCCCCCCCCCCCCAAAUUGAGAUGUGUCACUGCUGCACUGAGCUGGUGAAGAGGCUUGAGUACUCUCUGGGAGGCUCAGCUGUGACAGAAGCACUGCCACUGUCUCCCGAAGCUGAUCCCAAGACACUAAUGUGCAGAGCUUAACACAUGCUGGACAGGGCACCUGCUUGCUGGAGCCAAGACUGCACGUUCCCUUAAUUACAAGCCAUGAAUGAGUCCAGGUGGACUGAAUGGAGCAUCUUGAACAUGAGCAGUGGCAUCGUGAAUGUGUCUGAACGUCACUCCUGCCCACUUGGAUUUGGCUACUACAGUGCAGUGGAUGUGUGCAUCUUUGAGACCGUUGUUAUUGUCUUGCUGACAUUUCUAAUCAUUGCCGGGAAUUUAACGGUCAUCUUUGUCUUUCACUGUGCUCCACUCCUGCACCAUUAUACUACCAGCUACUUUAUUCAGACGAUGGCAUAUGCUGAUCUUUUCGUUGGAGUUAGCUGCUUGGUUCCUACUCUCUCACUUCUUCACUACUCCACAGGUAUCCAUGAGUCAUUGACUUGCCAGGUUUUUGGAUAUAUCAUCUCCGUUCUAAAGAGUGUUUCUAUGGCAUGUCUUGCUUGCAUCAGUGUGGAUCGCUAUCUUGCGAUAACCAAGCCUCUUUCCUACAAUCAACUGGUCACCCCUUGUCGCCUGAGAAUUUGCAUUAUUUUAAUCUGGAUCUACUCUUGCCUGAUUUUCUUGCCUUCCUUUUUUGGCUGGGGGAAACCAGGGUACCACGGUGACAUUUUUGAAUGGUGUGCCACCUCUUGGCUCACCAGUGCCUAUUUUACUGGCUUUAUUGUUUGUUUACUUUAUGCUCCUGCUGCCUUUGUUGUCUGCUUCACUUACUUCCACAUUUUCAAAAUCUGCCGGCAGCACACCAAAGAGAUAAAUGACCGCAGGGCCCGAUUUCCUAGCCACGAGGUGGAUGCCUCUGGAGAGAGUGGACACAGCCCCGACCGUCGCUAUGCCAUGGUUUUGUUUCGGAUAACCAGUGUGUUUUACAUGCUGUGGCUCCCUUACAUAAUUUACUUUCUUCUAGAAAGCUCCCGGGUCUUGGACAAUCCAGCACUGUCCUUCCUAACAACCUGGCUUGCUAUAAGUAAUAGUUUUUGUAACUGUGUAAUUUAUAGUCUUUCCAACAGUGUUUUCCGGCUAGGCCUCCGAAGACUGUCCGAGACAAUGUGCACAUCUUGUAUGUGUGUGAAGGAUCAGGAAGCACGAGACCCCAAACCUAGGAAACGGGCUAAUUCCUGCUCCAUUUGAAGAGAACUAUAUAGGAAUCAAAUGUAAUCUGAUAGGGGUUUUGGAUUGUAUUCUUGAUUCUUCUGGAAAUUUGCCACUAAAGAAAUAUUUACUUGAAUAGUCGACUAUGAGAUGAAGGGACUUGGGUUUCUUUUUUUUCCCCCUCUUUUCCCAUGGUCGUAGGGGGGAACUAGAGAAAAGAAUGUAUAGAGGGUAAUCUCAUAAUUAUAGUGUGUGAAUAUAACUGUACAGUAAUAGCAAAAUUAAGCACUGAGGAUGAAAAAAAGUAUUGAAAAAAGUAUCUCAGAUCUUCCACAGGACAUGAACAAAGUCCCUCGGCAUCUCUGUCUUCUCUGAGCUCUCUCCUCUGUCUUUGCCUCUCAUUCUGUCUCUGUCUCUCUCACUCUCUUUGAGUUUGUGGAAAUUACUUACAUAAAUUGCCCUUUAUGGGAAAAUGCUGCAUAUUAUAUAUGUGGCAAAGUACAAUUUUUUGCCGCAAAGUAUACUUUUAAACAUGCUGAUUUGCAAUCCAUAAGUGGUUUCUCCAUGAAGGAUGCCUAGUAAGCACUGUAUUUUAUUACCUAUCACAUAACCCUUUUGCUUGUGUUUUUAUAAUAUCCACAGCAUAAAAUUUCUGCUACAGACAAAAAAAACCAGUAUUUUUGUUUCUUCUGGGUGAAAUUAUGCUUAGCCCCCCCACCCCCUCGCUAACAGCCUGCUAUUUUUGUUUCUCUCCAUUUUUCUUGAUCUGCGUCCUUCGGUACCUUAAUCCAAAAGUGUCUUAGCUAAUGCAAGAAUCUACUAUAUAAAGCAAUCAUAAUGUUAAAUAAUCUAUUCUUUCCAACAAAGUAAUCUAUAGCUUGUUUGAGAUAUUGUGUUAAAUAUUUUUAAUAGCUUUUGUAAACAUGUUUAUCUGGUUCCUUUUCAUUUAGUUCAUGUCUAUCUUUUUUUGUGGUAUCUUUUUUUGUUAUAAUAAAGCUUUGUUUUUCUUUAAGAAAAUCCAUAAAUAAUUCUAAUGCAGAUGCAGAGUAUUCACCCAGAAGUGAGGUACUGAUUGCCCUUCAGACCACACUCCAUGUGCCCCCCUUUUCUUUUCCUCCUUAAGAGUAAAUAUUAACCUUUUUGUGUUAGGUCUACAAAGCUUAUUGUUGCGUCCACCAAUCAUUUGUGUGAUAUGCAUUUGCAUAUACUAUAUUUUUUACAACAAAGAAAAUGUAAAUUAUAUUAUGUGAUCUGUGCCUGAUGUUUUCUUAGUGCAAUAUAUAGAUCAAUGUUGCUUAAGUCAUCAACAUUGGAAAAAAUAUACAAAAACUUCUUUGAAGAGAAAAAUACUUUUGUGUAGUUGUUAUUUAGAUAUUUAUAUUAGACCAAGCUGCAUUCUUAGUACUGCUGAGAAUACGAUAUACUUAAUUAUCAAAUACAGGUAAGAGCUGUCAGUAUUUUCUUUUGUAAUGAUCUGUUUUCAUACGCAAAGAUAAAUUAACUUAUUUUUUAGUGUGCUACAUGGAAUUGUAUAAUAAAUUGUCAGGGGUUUAGGUGUAGCAAAUGGCAUUUGGGGAAUUAGUGAAGCAGGUGUGAGUGGUAAAACAUCUAAAUCUCACUUUUUUACUAUAAGUUUCCUGCCUGACAGAUAUUUUAAAGUUUAUAUCAGACUACUGAGUAUUUUUCUUCUCAGCAUUUUGAUUUCUUUGUUUUAUGAAAUGCAUUUAAUGAAAUGUGCCUAUGACUUCAAAUUGAAAGUCAACUGUGUUUGCACACUAGUGGUUUGACUUCAGAGGUCCUUUAAUAGAAAAUGUCAUCAUUUUAUUGAGGUUGUUCUGAACCCAUGUAUAUUUUUAAACAUGUAAGAAAGGUUUAAAAUAAAGAAUAAAAUAGUAUUCUAUAUAUCAAAAUCAGACUUUGUUUCAGUUUAAUAAAUACUUAGGAACAAGAGUUUGCUUGUUUCGGAAUCAGCAUUUAAUUGUUUCACAUUCCUGUUGUUUGGGUUAUGUAUAUUCUUGUCUCUGUUUGCCAGUGACAUUUUGGAUAAGUUGAAAUGAGCCUUUUAAGUUCAGAUCAGUUCAAGGAAAACAAAAUUCAAGAAAGCGUAAUACUACUAACUUUUCAGCUGUUACAAAUAGAAUCUUCAACAUGAUAUGUAUUAUUUGGGAAUCAGAUUUUAGUUUGGUGUGUAAAUAUAGUUAGAAAGGACUCAGUAGAUCUCUGUAGAGGAAACCUGAGGCUAUGUUUAUUGCAUUUUCCUCUUCUGGCUUUUCCUCAUGAUCAUUAAUAACAAUUAUAUGUCAAGUUUUAACACUGUGUUAAGUUUUACAGAUAUUAUAACAUUUAAUCCUCAACUACACCCCUUUCAGAUAGGUACUGUUAUUAUUCUUAUCCUAGAGAUGAGCAAACUAAAGAAGGGUGAUGAAUGCCAGGUCAGUGGGUUGGUCAGUAACAAAGGUUCAUUCACACUCAGCUGGGUAGGAGCCAAAGCCUAUGCAUUGACCCACUCUGCUCUACUCCUUUUCUUUUGUUUCUUUGUUUCUUUUUUUUUUCCUCAAAAGCCUUCACACCUUUGUACCUCUGUCUGUACCUUGUCCUUACAAAAUUUCUGAGUUUUAUUUCUUUUUCCUUGCCUAAAUCUUUUGCUUUAAUCCUUUCCAUGUCUUGUGAUAUCUUUUUCCUUGAUCUUACAAAUUUUUUUUUAUCAAAACACCUAUCUGGUAAGCACAAACUUGCCAGUUUCGUCUAUAAUAAAACUGAAACCCUAGGACAUAGCAUUUCCUUGACAUUGCCUUUAUUCACUAUUGUUAAGUUUUUGUUGAAUAGUUUCUUCAGAUCUCUGUAAAAUUCCUAUAGAAAAAAAUGUUUUUGAUGAAGGAGAGUAGAGAAGGAAAGCUUCCCUGUAGGCUGUAAGGUGAGCCUCUGUAAGGCAAGUUCUAGGUUUAGGUUUUUCAUUUUUUAUAAUGUUUCACAUGCAACUUGAAGGCAAGUCACUUAACUUCCUUUUGACAUAUUUUUAUGUGUGUUUGUAUAAUCAAAUAAUACUUAUUUUGAAACUACUCUGUCUUUUUUAGAUUAAUGUGUUUUAAGAAUAGAUAGCAUAACCAUUAUUCUCAUCAUUAUAUCGUAUUUGGUGGUAAUUAUCCAAUUUGGUUAUAAGUGACAGCCAAACAGUAAUGCUGUAGUCUGUUACUGGAGGUUCUAUUAUCUGAGAGCCGAUUCUAAAGUUACGUAGUGUUGGAAGGCUUUAUAACCCACCAGUGUAUGAAACCUGGACUGAAAUCCUGGCCUGCAAAAGCUGUUUGGCCCUAGGUAAGGUCUCAAGUCCUCAGUUUGCUCAUCAGUAAAACCCAGAUACUUGUACCCUCUUGAUAGGCUGGAUUUGAGGACUAAACAAGAUAAUGUCGUCUGUGUGCUCAGCAUGGCUCCUGGCACAUAGAAAACAUUCAGAAUGUGGUAGCUCUGGUUUCAUUGUGGCUGCCAUAUUUGUUGCCAUCACAGUUUAAAGAUCACUAAUUCCAGUUUAAGAAAGUUACAUUUUAGGGGCGCCUGGGUGGCGCAGUCGUUAAGCGUCUGCCUUCAGCUCAGGGCGUGAUCCCGGCGUUAUGGGAUCGAGUCCCACAUCGGGCUCCUCCGCUAUGAACCUGC
This is a messenger RNA of Ailuropoda melanoleuca (giant panda), 8067 nucleotides long. RefSeq names its product G protein-coupled receptor 52 (gene GPR52). Gene Ontology annotation, molecular function: G protein-coupled receptor activity. The transcript has a single exon. NCBI's taxonomy places the organism in Eukaryota, Metazoa, Chordata, Mammalia, Carnivora, Ursidae. Gene Ontology annotation, cellular component: membrane. Gene Ontology annotation, biological process: G protein-coupled receptor signaling pathway. The coding region runs from base 3373 to 4458 and encodes 361 amino acids. The record is from RefSeq and is a predicted model, not a curated record.